AUGUCAAGACGUGCCCUCCGCAUUAUCACCUACAUUACCGUCCCAACCCUAGCAACAAGCUAUGGCAUCCACCUCGGUCUAAACCACCUGGAAGACAAAUACCCCCCUCUCCCACCAGCUGCCGCUGGUAGUGUCGCCCUGAGAACCCCCAAAAAUACAAGCCAACGCUGCGCAUAUACAGACAUUUACGCGACACGUAUCCGCCUCGAAGCACUCGAGGCACUCAUCCCCGAAUCUGCGCACGCGACAGACACAACCCAAAAGAUCUUACUCGAAGAAGCCUGGGCCCGAGCCGUACUCUCCUCAAAGCCCCUCCGCACUGAAUCUUCUAUCAUCGGACUACUCAAGUCGAGAACUUAUGGGCCCGGUGACGUGGGAGAGAGUGGGUUUGGCGCAGAUUCGGAAACGGGGGCCCCACGCGCUCUUUUGCAUGGGUUGUUUACAGUUGAGAGAGAACCUGCGCAGCGUGAUGGAAGUACGAGUAAUGGAUUACUAAUUUCUUGGGGCAUGGCCGAUGGCCCGCGACUUUUCUUUGAAAAGAUUGCCCGGUGGGGGUAUCCGUGGCGGCUUAUGUCUGGCGGACGGCAUGAGAUGAGUGUUUCGGAACCGUUUGAGGUUAAGGGUCAAGGGAGGCUUGUUGAGGUGAGAUUCUCUGCUGCGCAUGAUUAUGAGAUUGUUCCCGAAGAGGGGAAGAGGCAGAAGGUUUUGCCCGAGUGGACGAAUCGGUUGCAUAGGGGGUAUGCCCGUGUCAUAUUGGAUGUUGCGGCGAGGGAGGUGGAAAGUGGGUUGCAGAGGGUAUAG
Molecule: messenger RNA, 801 nt
Organism: Penicillium waksmanii
Lineage: Eukaryota; Fungi; Ascomycota; Eurotiomycetes; Eurotiales; Aspergillaceae
Exons: 1
Coding region: 1-801 (266 amino acids)
Source: RefSeq, a predicted model, not a curated record